CUAGAAUUUUGUCUUCAGUUUUUACGAGUGAUUUUUGGUCAAAGCUAUAUUUCCUUGGUUGAAAUGCCGCCACGUGGGAAGCUUCCAAGCGAAGGUGCCUGAAGGCCCUGAACUCCCUUAGGAACACUCCACUAAAUCACAUACCGAUAAACCACUAUCUUCACGAACUGAUCACGACCAUCGUCACGAAUACAAUUCCAUGUUUCCUGCUCCAACCUUCAAAAUCUAAGAAAAUUUUCCGCUGCUUGCUUGGAUAUGAACUGGGAGCAUUUGCAAUAUCUUGUCGUUCUUUUCGCUACAGUCGCCUCGAAGGCAGUUGCUUAUACUGCCCUACCGAGAUGGGGCCAGGCUACAGCUAUCAUUAAUGAUGCAUUGUUUGUCCAAGGCGGAAGAACCGACCAAUACAAUGCAUAUUCCUAUACAACAGCACCCAUAGACGAUGACCUAUUAUACCUCUCCUUAUCAACUUCUUUUAACCCUUCUUCCCCUCCAUGGCAGCUUAUCAGCAGCUCUUCUAAUUCUUCUACAUCUUCUGGUCCAGCAGUCGCUUGGCAUACGAUAUCUGCCACCAACACCUCGGAAAUAUUCCUAUUUGGCGGAGUACCAGCUAUCAAUUCACCAACUGUACUCACAGUUCAAGCAGAUUCUGCAUGGCUGUUGAAUGUUUACAACCGGCUUGUCCCAUCCUGGAUACAAGAGGCCAUGUCUUGGGCUAAUGAACCAAUCCGACGCAUUCGACAUAGCGCUGUAACUUCAAUUGAGGGCGUUGUGUUCAUAGUUGGUGGAGAAAAGGCUGACGGUUCAGGGAUCGCGUUCUCAGACCACUAUGCGUUCGACCCAGCCGUUCCAUCCUUCACCCAACUACCUACCAGUGGACCUCCCGGGAUCACAGGUCAUGCGUCGAUCAUUCUUCCAAAUGGUACUAUGUUUGUGUUUGGAGGCUACGAACCGAGUUCCUCCUCUAUGGUCGAUUUUUCAACCAUCUGGGCUCUAGAUACCACGGCUUCGUCUUUCGAGUGGACUGUGGUCACCGCAGAAGGGACUAUUCCUGGUUCAAGACGAGCGUUUGCCGCAGUGUUGAUUGAUGGUGGCAAAAUACUUAUACAAGGUGGAUCCGAUGCAACCUUUCAAACAACAUAUAGUGAUGGAUGGGCUUUGGAUCUAACAUCGGAUCCACCAACUUGGUCAGAAGUAUCUGCCCUAUCCCAAGUAGGCCAACGGAGGGACCACUUUGCCGUUUCUUAUGGCUCUGACGUGAUUUUCGGGUUCGGGUACGGCGUGUCUGCACCUGCUUCUAUACCUCUUAUUAUAUACGAUCCGUCCGGUGCUUCUGGGGAAGGUUCCUUCUCCUCAACCUAUAGUGCACCUUCACCUACAUCUGUUAGUAUCACUCAAAGUAUUCCUGGGGCGACUCAAAUCACCACUGGCACUGGUAGUCAAAGCACAGGAACAGAUAACCAGUCAGGAACUGGAGUUACUGGUACCGGUCAACCUACGUCCACCGGCGAUCCUAACAAGCCGGGGAAUGGUGACCCAGGAACAAACGACAGUGACAGCAACAACGGGAAAACCGAGGGGGUCGUUCUCGGAACUGCUCUUGGAAUUCUCGCUUUUUUGGUGGCCGGCGUAAUUGUCGUUUACUAUGUGAGACGGAGGAGAAACAAUGCUGCUGAAGAAAACCACUUCUCGUUACUCAACGAGAAUGAUCCGGAGGCCGGGCUUCCUGCUGUUAGAUCUAGUGGAGAAAAAGGGCCUUACAGCGAGCGUUGGAAUGUUUUGAAGAACCUUAAAGUUGGUGGAGCACUCACCGCUGUACCCGGUGGUGUUGUUGGCCUAUCCGAAACUCACCCGACCGCGGCAAGGAGGGAUAUGCUGGCCGAUGAGGAUACUAGAGAUUUCGGACCUUGGUACGGUCGUCGGAAGAGGGAUCAUACUGGUGACAGUUCGUGGUCUCUGAUGAGCUUCAUGAAACUCAGAGGCCGUGAGGGCAGCUCGUCCAGCUACGCCAGCUUAGCAACCCCUUUUAGAGAGAAAUCCGACCCCUUCUCAGACGGUGCGGCGCUGAUGGGAGACGAUGAGACAGGGUUCGUCGGUGCCGCUGCACGGGGAUAUAGCGGCUCUAUCGGUCGCCCAUCCCAUAACCGGGGUAUUAGUUAUACCAGUACAUUGAGUGCAGUGAGCGAUCUCGAGCAAGAUAUCGCACCUUACUCUGGUGGAACUACCUAUCACGACCCAUUUUCAAAUCCUUUCAGUGACGAUAAUGCUAUCGCCGAGCUGCCCGCUGUUUCAACUUCGUCUAGGCGAGCCUUUCCUCGACCUAAUCAACCGCUUCAAAUCCAAACUAUGCUACCUCUUGAAGUCCACAGCCUUAGUCCAGUCACGGAAGCUUCCCGCGCGACACAUUCACAGAGCGACCACACGAGUUCCGUGUCUGAGCACGAGCACGAGCACAGCGUUAGUCCCUUCAACAGUAUUUCUCAGGUUACUUCCCGUACCUCCUUCAGUCCUCGACCAUCAUCUCUUCUAGAUGCCAAUAACCCUAAUCCUGAUUCUUAUUCUGUACGACGCAGCAACUCAUGGUGGUCGCGAUUCUCGCGUACUAGUCUUCUUGACAGAGGGCCAAGUGGUUCAAAGCAAUUAGGCGGUAUGCCAGAUAUCCGAGAUCCAAAUCCUCCACCCCGAUUAGGUGGACUUGUCGCAAUUGAAGAAAGCCAACAUUCUGGUUCUCCGGAACACGACUCGCCCAAUUCAAACAGAUCCAAUUCCGCCGGUUCCAUCAAACGCGCUUUAUCUAGGGGAAGUGGGUCCAAAGUUUACAAAGGGAAACAUGGAAAAUCACUUUCAUCACUUCGCACCGCGGAUACUGAAGCAAUUGAACGCAUGGCCGGAGAGGUCGAUGUUGUUCAACGCGAAAGAACAGGUAGUCAUGGCACUCACGACAGCACCGGUAGUUAUGAUAGCAACAGUACGGGAUGGCUUCCUGAAGAUGGUCGAGGUAUUGUGCACGGGGUUGAUAUGUCUGCCUUCGACGUCGCAUCUCCAGUAGAAAUGACAUUCCAAAAGUCCAUCAUUUUUCCGGAACUUCCUGUCUUACCUUCCAAAGUUGCUUCACCUGAGAUAACGCCUCCCGUAUCUCAACCAACCACUGCCACGUCAUCGAACACGUCAAUAAACACUGGCGCACGUCCUAUCCGUGCGCCAACGGGCUCUGCAGUUGCAGCGCGCAUUCGAGAAUAUGAGAAGCGGAUGAGCCAGGAUCCGUCUAUUCCAUCCCCAACCAACACUCGAAAACACGAGGAGAGGUCUAACAAAAGAAAAACUCUUGUCAAUUAUGGGCUUACUACACGGCCCAGCCUCUUUGUAGCCAAUCCAGACCAUCGGCAGGAUUAGAUUCACUCUCAUACUCAUAGGUUUUUCUUCACUGCUUUUAUUUUAGGUGUUGAAUUUUCGGACAUCAGGUUCUUCUUCGCUUUCGCUACUCACUAUCCAGCCAUCUACAGUAUACUCGCCCUUUUUUUUCUUCGCAAAGAGCGGAUUGAAAUUCGGACGAGCUACAAUUUAUUAACCUUUUUAUUAACGUUUUUUUAAAUGUUUGAUCUGAUGACUUUCACGACGCAUCCACGAUCGUCUUUCUCCCUUUCCUUUUAUUGUUCGAACAAGGUGGCUGGAUAAUGAAAUUGAUUUGAGACUACUACAAACUACCAAAGACUUAAUAGAAAAUAAAAAUUACGCGGGUUC
Lentinula edodes (shiitake mushroom) is the source of this 3738-nucleotide messenger RNA. RefSeq lists its product as uncharacterized. The coding region runs from base 256 to 3390 and encodes 1044 amino acids. The record is from RefSeq and is a predicted model, not a curated record. Gene Ontology annotation, molecular function: protein binding. The transcript is spliced from 4 exons. NCBI's taxonomy places the organism in Eukaryota, Fungi, Basidiomycota, Agaricomycetes, Agaricales, Omphalotaceae.